Messenger RNA from Carcharodon carcharias (great white shark), 916 nucleotides. RefSeq lists its product as uncharacterized. Lineage: Eukaryota; Metazoa; Chordata; Chondrichthyes; Lamniformes; Lamnidae. The transcript has 9 exons. The record is from RefSeq and is a predicted model, not a curated record. The coding region runs from base 1 to 807 and encodes 268 amino acids.
AUGUUUUCAGUACCCACACAAAAACCUGCCAUUGUGGUCAGUGGGCCACCAAAAUAUGAUCGAGAAGAAGCCAAGCUCAGGCAGAAGAAGCUUGAGUUCCAACGAACGCAGAUUGAAAACGAAAAUAUUUUAAUGCUGGAAAGGUUGGCUGACAUAAUGGCUCCCCACCCAGGAGGACCCAGCUGGAAUGACUACAAGAAAGAAAAAUGGAGUGGCACGCCAACAACGCAUGGCAAGCUGCCUCUAAUUUCACAAGAACCGAGGAGCGUGAUGUCCAGAAAACCAUUGCCGAAGGCUCAGAAGGCAGAGAAGGACUUUGCCACAAUUGAGGCAGGAAAUAUCGCCAUCCUAGAGAGGCUGGCUACAAUAAUGGCCCCACGCUCAGGUGCUGCCACCUGGAGCAAUUAUGAUUUCAAGAGCCUGAGUGCACCUAAAUACGCUACCAGGAUGCCAAAAAUUACACCAACUAGGAAUGUAGCAAAUCAGAAUAGCAACCGCCCAAAAGACUUGAAGCUGAAGGAAGUCCCCAUGAAAAAGGGCAGUAUUGAAACAGCCAAUCUUCUCAUGCUAGAAAGACUAGCUAAGGUAAUGGCUCCUACUCCAGGUGGACCAAGUUGGAAGGACUAUGAAUCAAAAACUUAUGCAACGAAUCAAAGAUCAACAUCGUUUCCUAGCAUUCCCAAGGACAGGGGUGGAAUGAAACAGAAGAAACAGAAAUAUAGCACAAGUGAUCAGAAUGAUAACUGGAAGGACAUCAACCAAAAACUCCCUCCUGUCUCCUCAAACCAUAAGAAAAAUGAAAACUGAAAGGCCAACGUUAAGGAUUUGAUAAGAAGCUGGAGUGAUAGUACAGUGGCAUCUGCUAUUUGAAGUGCACUACUCACAUAAUGUGUUGAUCAUUGUGCUCUGUUUCUAU